Messenger RNA from Clarias gariepinus (North African catfish), 2089 nucleotides. RefSeq names its product kinetochore scaffold 1 (gene knl1). Gene Ontology annotation, biological process: attachment of spindle microtubules to kinetochore; protein localization to kinetochore. NCBI's taxonomy places the organism in Eukaryota, Metazoa, Chordata, Actinopteri, Siluriformes, Clariidae. Gene Ontology annotation, cellular component: nucleus. The coding region runs from base 1 to 1992 and encodes 663 amino acids. The transcript is spliced from 16 exons. The record is from RefSeq and is a predicted model, not a curated record.
AUGCAGUUGCUUGAAAACAAAAUUAACUUGCCUCAUAAAGAAGCAUACACACCAUUCAGCCUCAAGAAUUCUCUCCUGGCAAGACUCUCAGUAGGUGGUGGUGUCAGGCCAAAGUUUCCUCCACAAGGAAGAUCAAUAAGUCCAACUCCAACAGAGCCCCAAAGCCCUACUGGCGUUCAGGGUCUUCACCUCCAGACGUGUUUCAGUGCUGAUGUAUUGAAUAACGGCUAUGAGACUGACCUCGUGAAUGAAGUGCUUCCUGAAGAAGAUUUCUCAGGUACUUUGGUCAGUGAAAACAAAGAACCAGAAGUCACUAUAGGGGAUGGUUUGAAUGGGGAUGGUUUGAAUGAGGAUGCUGUUGAGUUCAGUCACACAGAGUCUGUCAUGAAUCAAAACCUAUCUGAGAAACUGCCACCUGAAGUACAAGAUACAGCCAUGAAAGACACCAGAAACGCCUUGUGGGAGAGUAAUUAUGCUCCUCAGAAUACUCAUGUGGUAAAGGUGAUGGAUGACACCAGCUCCAGUAGCAGUUACACCACCAUGAAAUGUGAAGGAAUGUCUGAAUUAAACCUGAGAGACUCACAGCUCGACUCUCAGAUUGAGGGCUCGGUGGAGUUUGACUUCCAUAAGAAACUUGAAGAUGGCAGUGUUACCAUAAAUGAGUUCCUCGUGCACUUUGGUGCCAAAUUUGUGAUCCACCGCUCGAGACCCAGCGCUCGUCCUGACAACUUUAUGGAUCCAGAAACAUGCACACUAAAGGAUCUGCUCAGAAGUAAAUACAUCCAUCGCCCCAAGCAGAGUGUGUAUGAGACAGAUUGUCAGAACCUCUCUCAGAUGGUUGAAGAAUUGAGAACACAGAUUGGAGAUCAGGAGAAACCACUGAGAGAGAUCAAUGAAGCCCUGCUGCAGGACGUGUGUGUCUUUUCACAAGAGCAGUUACAGAGAUUUGGUUCCAAACUGAAGGAGCGGAAGGUUUACUUCUCAAAAAUAAGCAAGGCCCGCUCCCAUGGGAUGAAGGAACGCUUGUACUCUGAGCUUUUACAAACAACACGGGAGGCAAAGGAAAGUCUGACGUCCAAAGUCAAGGAGACACACGAGAUGUUAGAGGAACUAAAUGGAUGCAUAACUGACUUGGAGUCUGAUUUGAUGAAGAUGAACAACAUGGACAUGGGAGACCAACAUUCCCUCAGGGGACUCGAACCUGCUGUGAAGGCCAGGCAGGAACAAAUUAAUGCUCUUAACUCAGAACUUACUGAGAAAGAAAAGCAAAUCAGUACAUUUACGCUUCAGGCUCAGUCUUUGGAGGACACAUGUGUCAAACUCCAGUGUGAAACCAGGGAACUUGAAUGCCAUGCUGCACAUCUGAACAGUCUGAAUGAGUGGCGAUUACUUAGGGAGAAGAACCGGCUGGUUUUUAUGUUUCUCCAUGACACUCUUCAGCUGGAGGUGAAGCACAGACACGCCCCGGAGAAACAAUGCGUGCAUGGCGAUGCAGACCAGGCUGUGGACGUGUCCUUUACAUAUCUGCUGAACGCCGAGCGCUCACACCCCGGUGCAGUCCUGGUGCACAAACUGCUUGAGGAGAACAUCAGCUCUCAGCUCUCUACAUGGCUGCAGAAAUACUCCACAACUCAACACAUACCAAUGCUGCUCCAUGAUGUCAGUGUGGUGGUGAGCCGACUCCGCCUCCUGGGUGAUGAAAUCCACAGGCUGAAGAAAUGGGGAGGCCUGAAGUUAGAGAUCCUGGACCUCACAUGUGUGGAUACAGCGGUUGUAGUCACGUUCUCCAGCCUCAGGGCGUUUGUCAAGUUUGAGCUGAGCCUGGCUCUUUCCCCGGAAUAUCCUUUUAAGCCUCUGCAACUGCAAAAAUUCAGAAAUCACAUUGGGAACACAAGAGUGGAGCAAAUAAAAGACAUCAUAUCAUCUAUAAGACCAGCCAAGAGCUACCUGACUGCAGUCAUGAAGAGGCUUCAUUCUGAUUUGAUUGGCUAAGAGCUGUGUGUGUGUGUUUUGGCUUGUUUGGUUGUUAACUUGUUGACUUGUUUAUUAAAUAGUGAGCACAGAUAAUAAAGCAUGAUGCUGAAUAUAA